Molecule: messenger RNA, 450 nt
Organism: Knipowitschia caucasica
Lineage: Eukaryota; Metazoa; Chordata; Actinopteri; Gobiiformes; Gobiidae
Source: the annotation of a GenBank genome assembly
AUGUCUACGUCCAACGCUAAUUUCAAAAACAAAUGUGUGAGCCAAGUCAACUGCAUCUUCUGCGACAGUCUGCUCUGUACGAGAGGGAUGAAGGCUGUGCUCCUCGCAGACACCGAAGUGGAGCUGUUUUCCACCGAUAUUCCUCCGAACAGAACUGUUGACUUUGUGGCCAGCUGCUACUCCACUGAAAGCUGUAAAUGCAAGCUGCGAGACAUCGCCUGCCUCAAGUGUGGGAAUGUUGUGGGCUAUCACGUGGUGGCCCCCUGUAAGCCCUGCCUGCUCUCCUGCAACAACGGACACUUCUGGAUGUUCAACAGCGACGCCGUUUCCACCCUCAACAGACUGGACGCAACAGGCCUCAACCUGCUGCUGUGGGGCGACCUCCCGGAGCUCGAGGACAGCGACGACGAAGAAUCGGAAUCUCCAUCAGAGGAAGAGUGCAUCAGGUAA